AAAGCCGACCGAGUUCGAGUUUAGACGCGUUUUUCGGAAGAUCCUCGCGAUUCGGCAGAACACCGGUUUCGUCGCUUUUUCGUCAAUCGUUUGGGAGGGUUGGAAAAAUAUUGGUCAUUCUAAGUCCCCAAUGCUCGAACGAAUCGGAAUCGCCGCGGAUGAUUAGAACGAAUUGGUCCACGAGGGAGAAAAAUUUGAAACCAUUCUAAUAGAAUUCUGCUGGAGAAACUUAAGGGACCUGGUUGUUGGACGCGAGGUGAAAAAUUUUCCGGGUGUGUUUCCUCCCUCUGCAAACUGUGGAGGACGAAAAUUGGGACUAACGCAGCGGCAGCAGCAGCAGCAUCGAGAGCGAGAGUUUCACAUUCACGUUUCGGUGUUUUUGCUUCAGUGAGUUGACGGGAAAUUUAUUUCAAGUGGUACUGAAACUCUGACCUGUCCGCUGCAGGUCCAUCACUCCGCAGAACUUUGGAAACAAGAUAGUCGAUUGGAAUCAACGUUUUUCGACCGUGUGUAAGGAUAAUGUGAUAACAUUCGAUGAAAGUGUAGCUGCCCCUGGUUAUGGGUGAAAAACAGUGCAUCAUAGAUUCUAUGAAUCGACGGCCCAAAGAGGGGGGGUGUGUGUUUUAUUUUCAUCGUGUGUAUGCCCCACUUUCCUUCUGGUUGUAGACUUGAAGUACGUCCCUUGACCGGGCGAUUCGCAUUUUCUGGUCCGUCGCUUCCCAAGAGAACGUGUUUGCGACGACGAAUACUUUGAGUGUGAAUGACGAUGGAUGAUGCGAUGAUGGUGUCCGGUUUGCAACUAGAACGAAACGAUUUUAUUUGGGACCAUUAGUUUAGAUUAGUGCAUGCAGUGCUUCUCUGCCUCUGCAGUGUUUUUGGGGGAUUCACGGCAACUAUAAACGAAAAAAGCACUGCAAACAUCCUGCCACCCCCUAAGGUGAGGUCAUAGCACAUUGGAACUGUCCAGCCAGGUGAAACGAAUCGGGCGUGUAUCGAAGAGCAAAAUUUAUGGCUGUUUACGUUGUGAUAUACCUCGGAGUGAUCCGGGUUCAGGAUUGUGUGUAUGACGCUUGAAAUCCGGUCAAACCGGACGGAAGUGAUUGCCUCUGGGGAGGCCAGAAAGGGGGUAAACUGUGUCAACUCGACAAUUUUGACCACUUAUCGACCGAUUCUGGGAAGAGGCUGCAGUUUGUGAACGGUGCGGACGCAAGUAAAGCAUCGCCUGAAAACAGCUCGUAAAAUAAGUGCAUCCGGGAGGCUCAUCGCGUGUGAAUGGUGAAAAGUUUUCAGAGGGGGAGAAGUCCUAAAUCAACACUUGCCAUAGCGCACAUUCCCGCCCUUUUUGAAGCAGUCUGUUGAAAACUGAGAUGACAAACUUGCAUCCAACGGAAAAACAGACAGCGUUGAUAAACUCUUUCAAAGUGGGAGUCAACUAGUACCGAAAGCUCAACGGUGAACGAAAUAAAAAGUGAAAUAAACUGCGUUGCGUCUUUUCUGCGGUCCACCCUUCUUCAGUGGAAAGUGGUACAGUAGUGCACGGAAAAAGUGCGAAAAGUUUGCAUUCACCACACUUCUCUUCAACUCUCCUUUUCAUCAUUAGGCACCAGGUUACCUUCUGUGGCUGUGGUGGUGCUAGCGGGUGUUGCUUUCAGUGCAGAUGCCGUGGUGCGAAAAGAGAAAAAUGUGCCACCGCUGAAUGUGGAAAAAAGUGGGAGUUUGUGUGAAUUGCGCCCGCUCUUAAAUGUAAAUAGAAUAAAAAGGAUAAUUAAUGCGUUCAGUGGAACGAGCGGCCAGAGCAUAGAGAGAGGGAAAGCGAGAGGUCCGAGAUAAAUGGGCAAGUUGAACAAAUUUCGCUAUCGGAAGUUGGACGGAAGGAUGUCGCCUAUUCAGUCGUAGCCUUUGGCUGGAGUAAAAAAAAGCAAUCAGCCUCGUCCUAUCAGCUUUGGCCGUGAUUAAGUUCCCCAUUGCAACCACUUCUCAUCUACCGAACCGAUGGUCCGCAAUCACUCCCAAUUAGAUGUCAAUCUUUUGGGCAAACGUAAGCGAAAAACCAAACGUCUGUGUAGUGCCGUUCUUGGCUACGCUUGUGAAAUCAGGAUACAGACCAAUAACUCGGCAAAUGGCUUUGAAGUCUUGGCCUGUUUCCUAACUUGAUGUGAAAUUGCCGUCUAGAAGAUUACCCCAGGAAGAGGUAGAUAUGAACUGCAGGAGAACUUCAGCUCAAGAACCACCACCAUCGUCAUCGUCGUCGUCGUCGUCGUCGUUGAGGUCGUCAUCAUUAUCGUCAUCGGCUUCAUUAGAGUUUCGAUAAAAGUUGCAACAGCAGAGCACAAUAUAUUUUUCAUGAUUUCUGAUCCACCACAACAGCACGGUGCAGGAUGGAGUACCGUAAAGUGAACCUAGGACACGUGAAUGCGGUUAAGCACAAAGCUGUACACCGCGGUAUAUGAUCUUCUCGAAAGCUGGAGGAUGAAGAAUAGUAGUGUGUCCCGUAUCAAUAAAGUCAGUUUGUGUGGUCGUCUUACGACAAUCGCCUAUCCACCAAUUCCGACGUGAGCUCGAAAACCAAAAUUACAACCUGGCAGAUUUUAAAAAUGUAGCAGUGAACGCAAGAAUCAAAGGAGAAAAGUGCAACUAAAAUAAUAUAAUAACAAAUUAUACUACAACUAUUCACUACGGGAAGCAAAGUUCCUAGUUUUCGUUGAGUUUUUGUGUUUGAAAAAGCGGUGUCCAAUGUUCAUGCGUUACAUUGUUUUUGAUCGAACGCGCGCGUUGCAGUGGAACUCAUUCGGGAUUAAUAACAUACUGCGUGAUAAAUGAGUGAAAUUUGUUGAAAAUUUUCCCCCGGGCCAUUACAAGUGUAAAGUGUGCAAUACCGAGCUCAAGGAAGAGAGCGAAGGCAAAAGAAGAAUUUGCUCAAGCCAAAUAACCGCCAUCAACAACGACGUGAAGAAUUAUGAAGCGAAGGGUUACAAUCUUGUAUCCCCCGGUGAGCAUGUCCCAUCAUCGGUCCGGAACCCGUUGGGACACCACCAGCAACGGAUACGGUGGUCACAGCUAUACUCACACAUCGCCCUCAUCCUCAUACUCAUCUUCGUCAUCAUCAUCAUCAGCAUCAUCGUCAUCGUCAUGCUCAUCUUAUGCAACCACGUCGAGUGCCUCGGAAAAACAUGCUCUAACGGAAGAUGCGCUGAACAACAACAACAACGGCAGCCUAAGCAGCUCCAGUAGAACUAGCAGUCAUAAUCACGUCGGUUGGUGCAACGGUGGGAAUGUCCACGGUAGCCCAAACAGCGGCAAUCAGCAUGAUUCAGAAAAGUGCAAUUUUAACAAAAAUAGCUCCGGUCAUUUGCCCUCCGGAUGUGGCUUGACCGCAGCACCAAACGGCAGCAGUAGUUGCCAUACCAGUGCCAGUUCUUCGAAUAGUUGUAGUAGUAGCCCCAGCAGCAGCAGCAGUAGUAGCAGUAGUAGUAGUAAUAACAGUUGGAAGCACCGUUCAUCUUCUUCCCCUGGGCGGGACGGAGAGGACGAAGUCGACGAUUGGCGAGUGUAUUUCGUCGUAGCGCUGAUUGCCGUCCUGUGCUAUCUAAACGGUGUCCAGGGUGACUUUGUGCACGACGACAUUCCGGCAAUUACGAUGAACAAGGACGUGCUCGGGCUGAGUCCAAUUUCGCAGGUGUUCCGGAACGAUUUCUGGGGCACACCGAUGGCCGACCUCAGCAGCCAUAAAUCAUACAGACCGCUGACGACGCUGACGUUCCGAUUAAAUUAUAUAACAUUUGGCCUACGCUCGCUAUGGUUUCAUGCAACCAACGUGGUUCUCCAUGCGGCCGCCUGUGUAUUAUUCACUCGAGUCUGCACAACGAUCGCCGGUCUGCGGAAGAAUUUCGCCGUAUUUGCCGGAGUGAUGUUCGCCGUACAUCCGAUCCACACGGAAGCGGUUACCGGAAUUGUGGGUCGUGCGGAUGUACUGGCGUGUAUAUUUUUUCUCAUCUCGCUCCUGGCAUAUCAUGGCCAUGGAGACGAACCGGACAGCAACUCACUCUGGCUGAGCAUCAUUCUCGGUGGCCUAAGCAUGCUAGCCAAAGAAACCGGCAUUACGGUGUUCCUUCUGAACGUGGCGUACGACGUGUACCGUAACUGGGCUUCACUCAAGAAAACCAUCCUGGACGUGAGGUGGAGUGAGGAAACGCAUCAAUUCGGCCGUCGAGUGUCACGUGUUCUGCUCUCGAUGGGAGUGCUUCUGGCGGUACGGCUAGCGCUGCUGCAAGGAUCGCUGCCCAAGUUCUCGCAGCAGGACAACCCGACGGCAUUCCACCCAAACCUCUACGUGCGACUGCUGACGUUCUGCUACCUGGCCGCCUUCAACUGGUGGCUUCUGCUGUGUCCGUCGACGCUCAGCCACGACUGGCAGAUGGGAUCGAUACCAUUAGUCACAUCAAUAAGUGAUCCCCGGAAUUUGCUCACGUUUAUUGCGUUCUUUGCUGCGCUGCUGUUUGUCUACAGGGGCAUGAUGGAUUUCGAGCACCAACGUCACGUCCCGGUCGUAUUGGGGUUUCUGUUAUUAGUUCUACCAUUCCUGCCUGCCACAAAUUUAGUUGUAACCGUUGGUUUUGUCGUUGCCGAACGGGUGCUCUACAUUCCAAGCAUGGGUAGCGUCAUCCUGGUCGUGUACGGCGCCCAGCGAAUGUGGGAACGCUUUCCCCGUAUGCGAAAAGCAAUCAUCGUUUGUGGUCUCGUGCUAAUAGCAUCCGGCUGUAUGAAAACCAUCACCAGAAACCUCGACUGGGGCUCUCGGGAAGCCUUGCUAAGAUCCGGUCUUCGAACGUUGCCACAUAACGCAAAAAUGCACUACAAUUUCGGCAAUUUUUUGCGUGAUUCCUCACAAUCCGAUCAAGCCGUAGCCCACUAUCGGGAAGCCCUUCGGCUGUGGCCCACCUAUGCCAGCGCUCACAACAACAUCGGUACCCUGAUGGGGGAGUUCGAGACGGCCGAAUACCACUUCCUCGAGGCGAUCAAAUAUUCGUCCGAACACAUUAACGCCCACUACAAUCUCGGCCAGCUGUACCGCAAAGCCAACCGAAGUUCGGAAGCCUUGCGGAUGCUGGAGCGAUGUAUCAACUUAGAACCGCUAUUCACCGCGGCUUAUCUGGAAUUGGUGAAAUUAUACAGCGGUUUGAAGGCCGGCCAGCUGCUGCGGCGAGUUGUCCAGCUGAACCCAUACGACGUUGACCUGCGCAGGCAGUAUGGGGACUGGCUCGUGGAACAGAAUUUGUUGCCAGAGGCCAUUGUCCAGUACCAGGAAGGUCUUAAAAUAAUGGAAACACAUCAAUUAUCGGUAAUCGGAGCCUGUCGGGCGCUUCGCCGGCUCGGACAACAUUCACGACUCCAUCAGCUGAUACUGAGAUGGCAAUUUAUAGUGCGCUUAUCGAACGGUGGCAUUCCGAUACAGACCGAGAUCUAUCUUCGUGAUUGGAGCCUGAAGCACGAGCUCCGGAACCGGGCCAUGAUCUACGAUGCCGGAAGCGACGUUGGCGGGAAUGGUGCUACCGGAGGCGACGUUGGAAGCAGCACCACCGGGCCAAGCAGCGCAAGCACUCGAAGUAUGUCGCAAGGAAGCCGCCAAAGUAGUGGGAGCGGACUGACGUCGUCGGUCGUUGCCGAAGGAAGCAGUGUGGAUUGCAGUUCAUCGUACGACGGAUGUGUCAGUCCUACGGAUGCCACACUUCAUAGCCACGCCAAACUGUCUACAACUUCGGUGGAUUCCGAAAUCAGCAUACGAAUUCUACGGGCACCUCACUGUAACCGGUCCGAACAUCUGCCGGGAUCGCUUAAAAAUUGCAAAGUUCCUUCAAGAACACCACCGUCGUCGCAAAGACCAUCCAGUUCAUCCCGAGUGAAGUCAUCUUCAUCCCAAGAAGACGGCAAAACCGCAGGAAAGCAUAAAAAGUGGCCUAAAUCUCGUCACAAGUCUAAAGGGCACCCACCCACGGCGACAGGUGCCUCAUCGGAGUUGGAACCUAAUUCGGAAGGCCUGACUCCUCUGUUGGUAUCCAAUCUACUGGAUAAGCUAUAACCGGUAGCACAGAGGAGGCGCUCGGAUAUUCUGCCAAACUGUUGUGAGUAGGUGAUUACAUAUGAAAAGUGCAAGGACAAAUUGAAUGAAUGGUCAGUAAAACAAGCCUAAGCUCUGGAUAAGCAGUGCUUGAGGCCAAAUAUUGCAAGGUAAUGUGAUUUUCAAUCGAAAAUAACAUGUAAAUAGUAAAUACAUUCUAAUACAACUUUUUGGUUACAAAACGGCCAAAAACAAAUGUACAGUAACAACGUAAACUCAAUCGAUUGUAAGUGAUAUAUGUGGAUAAGAUUAGUUUGUAAUUAGUUCUUUUAGUUGAUAGUUCUAGGAAUACGCGAUGCAAACUAAAAUAGCUAAAACUGCUACGAAACUACAAAAGAAAAAAAACUGCUUACGAGUGAGACAAGCGACAAACCAUGAGCCAUGCUAGUCAUGGAGGAAUACCAUAGAAUAGUGUUUAUUUUUCUAACCCAAUCUGUACAGAUUUCAAUGUAUGAUAUGAAAGCAAAAGCAAGCAAACUAGAAGUAGACUAGCGAUCUAAGCUCAUGCACUGAAUCUCUGGAUUCGGUGCAAUAAUUGCCAAGUGAUAAACCAUGACAAACCGAAUAUGGAAUAACAGCUCGCGGGAAGGAAACUGGAAGCAGAGCAAAAUCUAAGACUGUGAAUAUACAAACAUUUAUUUGUAAUCGAUUGUGCGAAAGGGUGUGCAAAAUCAGCUUUUAACCGUGAUUCGUUUGAUGUUCAUGUUGAAAUGUUCAUCAUUUUCUACGGUUCAACAACGAGAGACAUCAUUUUCGCGCUUACCGUUCGAAACGUCACGAAACGACAAAUGUAAGAAAAUGUUGGGAAUCGUGGGGACGAGCGUUGGAAACGAGGAGGUGUACGAUAAUAACAGCAUAAAACUUUUUUUUUUUUCUAGUGAUGUCUUGCUUCAGGGUAUGAAAAGACGCUGCUGAAUGGUUUAUUAUGACCGGUCAUAAAACCGGAGCAAAAUGGCAAACAUAAGGCAACGAUUUACGAUGUAAUUAAGUUAAUUUAGCCUAAACGCCGGAGAUUUUACGUCAGUCAGCGAGUACAGGAAUUGCUUAAGUGGAUAAGUAUUGACCGAGCCCGGAUUGAGGCUCUAGCUUUGGUGGUGGGGCAAAUGGAGAUAAUGAGAGCAAACAGCUGACCAGCAAAAUGGCUGAUAAAAGGUUCCGCAUGGAUUGAAUUUACUGGCUAUGGGCUAUGGCCACGUCUUCCUCGUCUGCGGGAUUGGAUCAUGAUGCCGAAGGGUGAGCUAAAUUACCCGUUUCAUGUGCUGUGUAAUUUACGAUCGUGCGUGUUCGAUACGACCAAUUUUUCGGCCAUGAAAGGAAAGUUUGGUUGCCUUUGAUAAAGGUUUUCUUGGGGAGGCGUCGAACAGAAUUUGGUUCAGAAAGUGCUGUAAUUAUGGUUUGAUGGUGCUUGCUACAAAUUUGAAGGUGUACCCCAUCGACAUUUGAAAAUUUGAAACAAUUUCUUUGACACUUAGAGUUGUAGGAACGAUACUAGAUCUAAAUGUGCCAACAUAGUGACAGGAUAUUCUUGGAUAAUGAGUUAGAUUUUUCAAUUAGUGUUUAAAAUCGCAAAAUAAAUUUACUUUUAUUUUCAAUUGUUCUACCGUUGAAAAAAAGUAUCAUAGACUGUCCUUAUUCGCACACUCCGAGAAAAUCGUGCGAUUUUACGUCUUUUGGAUGCACAUAAAAGAAGCGAGCCAAAUGACGUGAAUUUGUGUCACAUUUUAAAUACGAUGGUGUCUGAUUCGGGAAAUGUCAAUCAUAGCGGCAUCGCUUUCAUAUCCUCCAUCAAGUAAAAUUACAUUUUCCUUUCAAUACAUCUUUCAGAACCCAUUUUUACGUCAAAUCAUCGCAUACAUCAUGUGUCAUUCAGUCAUAAUGUGAAUUACGUCCGGAGUGAUUUUCAUUAUUUUUAAGAGUGUGGUAUAUUAUUAUUAUAAUUACGCAUUACCAAUAAUUUUCAAAUCGUUGGUUUUGUUCAAUUUACGUAAUAAGGAUCUUAGCGCACAACUGCGGCAUUUUAUUGUAAAUGAAUCAAUUCAUGUAGGGUGUUGGUUUAGGGUAUUCGGGAUCUUAUGAGCGGCUACACCAGUCACUAAAGUCACUUUUUUCGUAAUCUGAUUAUGAAGCAAUGAUAAACUUCUAAACCCAAAUAAUGUUUUACUGAUUUUUGUCAUUCUGAUAAAACAAAUUUUGAUCUGAACAUCAAAGUGCCGAGAAAAAGGCAUUCUUUGCUAACUUUAUGGGUGGAUUCAGGAUAAAAUUGCUAAGAAAUUUUGUACAGAACGUUUGAAAUCCAUUCGUUGGGUUAUGUGUGGAAUGUGUUUUAAUAGUUUUUUUCAAAACUUCCAAAUAUUAAUGUCGGCUGUAAAUUCGAAGGAGUUGGACAGAAAACCUGCAUGAAUUUCUGACAAAACUGCUAACUGAAUUUAUGGUUGUAUUUCUGAAGUUAUCAACGACGAAUAGCCAGAAGCUGGCCUAGCUUUUGAUGAAUUUCAACAACA
Aedes aegypti (yellow fever mosquito) is the source of this 8616-nucleotide messenger RNA. Its product is annotated as transmembrane and TPR repeat-containing protein 1. Gene Ontology annotation, biological process: protein O-linked glycosylation via mannose. Lineage: Eukaryota; Metazoa; Arthropoda; Insecta; Diptera; Culicidae. The record is from RefSeq and is a predicted model, not a curated record. The transcript has 15 exons. Gene Ontology annotation, molecular function: mannosyltransferase activity; protein binding. Bases 2957 to 6076 code for a protein of 1039 amino acids.